Messenger RNA from Chara braunii, 899 nucleotides. The record is from the annotation of a GenBank genome assembly. NCBI's taxonomy places the organism in Eukaryota, Viridiplantae, Streptophyta, Charophyceae, Charales, Characeae.
ACGCGCAAGGUGCUUACAACCAACCAAGGAAGAAUGAGGAGGAGGAUCGGCUAAAUAGGCUGCUUAUGUUUGUUGAGAACCAGCAGCGGAAAGCGACAGAGAAGAAGAAGGAGGAGCAGGAGAAGAGGCGACAGGAGGAAGAGAGACAGAGGUUGGAGGAGGCGAAGCAGAGGGAGGAAACUGAAAGACGACGGGCAUAAGCGAUUAUGGAAGCUACAGUUGCGCAAGCCUUUGCCAAGCAGAUGGCGGCCCUGGAGGAGAAAAUCAAAGACCAUGUUCAAUCCACGCUCACUGCGUCAGAGGAGAAGAAUUCGAGGCUUUACGAAGGCUUGAUGCGUUUCCUGGAGCGUACGGAGGGUGAGGUACCAAGGAGACCUCGAGAGGAGCCUUACCCGAACCUGAAAAGGAGGCUGGACUUGGAUGAGUAUGAGAGGGGAGUUGAUACCGGAGUAAGGAUUGCUGCUACGCCUGUUACCAAGAAGCGGACGGUGGGGAUGAGGAAAGGGAAGGAACCAAUGGACACGGAGACAAAGAAGAAGGGAGCAGUUGCAUCGUGUUCCAAGCAAGGGGUGAUUGAUUUUGCCCUCGAGUUGCGAGAGAGUUUACAAGCGAAGCAAGCCCCGGAGCUCAAGCUAAUGUGUAAGAGGAAGAACAUCAAGUGGGUAUCGAAGGCACAGGCGGUUAAAGACCUGGCGGCAGCAAAGACUAGGGAGGCGUACGAUGGUUGGCUUACCGGGGUAGAUGGCGCCGAGGGUGGGAAGGAAGACAGGAGGCCGGAUGGAGAAGUGGCACCUCAUGCAGAUUGACGGUGCGCUACCCCAGCGCGGUAUCUCUGGGGUAAGCUCCUGAUGUACAUGGGGCUUCGAGAGUGCAUCUGGGGGACGUAUGGCUUGACGAAU